GGCUCCGCGUUGCACCAUCACUUCCCGCGCAGCAGGAAACAGCACCGCGUCGCGCCGCCUGCCUUGGCCUCGCAGCUGCCAGUGCCCCAGGCUCCUGUGACCCCCCCUCCCUGGGCUGGGACCUGCCCCUGCCGCGCGGGUACCUGCCCCCGCAGCCCCCAGGACGCCCCCGGCCUCUCCCACCAGCCUCUGCCUCCCCCAGCCAAUGAGGCCUCAAGUUGCCCCCACCCUGCGCCAGCCCAGCAGCUGAUUGGCUGCUGGGUUGCAAAGGAGGGCGGGGCCAGGCUCCCUCCCACCCACUCCCGGCCCGCCAGCCAAUCCUGUCGCUUCCUGCUCUCUCCCUGUUUCUCUCGGGGCUCCCCCGCUGCACUGCCCCUGCCCCGGCCAAUCAGUGGGUCCCGGAGGGGUCAGGGGGCAUCAGGGCAGGGGCACUUAAGGGCUCAGGGGGCAGUUUGGGGGGGUUAUGGAGUCGGAUGACCUCUUUGUCCGCAAGAUCCGUCGCCACGCCACCCGCCCCCCCCUGGCCUCCCUAACCUUUGACCCCAAGCCCCCAGGGACCCCCCGCCGCAGCAACCCUCCUUCCCCAGCCCCUCCCAUGCUUUCCCCAGGGGAGGGGGACAGCCACGACGCCCCCGCAGAGGACGGGACCCCCCCGGCCCCCCGUUUCCGGGACCCCCUGGUGCUUUUGGGGCUGCCGGGGGGGCGCGAGGGGGACGCGGAGGGGGAGGAGGGGUGGCCCCCCGAGAGCUGGGCCCGGUACGUGGCGCACCACGAUGUGCAGAGCAUGCUGUUUGACCCGCAGGAGCUCACGCGCGCGUGCGAGGGGCACGAGAGCUCUGGGGCAUCGGCUGCCGGCCCCCCACCGGAGCCUGGGCAGGAGGGGGAGGGGGCCUGGUGGGCCGGGGGGGGGCGAGAGUGACACCCCGCUGGUGCUGAGCUGCCCCCGGUUCCGGCGCGAGAUGGGGGCACCCGGCGAGUUGGGGGAGGUGCCGGGGCUCGGGGUGUCCCCCAGGGGGGAGCCCAACGCAGCUGUGAACGUGCUGGAGGGCAGCGCCCCCCCCCGCGGGGCCCGGCCCCCCCAUGCCAUCGAGCACGUGGACCUGGGGGCCACCUACUACCGCCACUACUUCUACGGCAGGGAGCACCAGAACUUCGUGGGCGAGGACGGGCGCCUGGGCCCGGUGGCCGUGUCGCUGCGGCGGGAGGAGAAGGAGCUGCCUGGGGGGGGCCCCCCCCUCACCCUGCACCGCCUCAUCAUCCGCACCAGCCAGCUGCGGGCCCUGCGGGCCUCAGUGCUGGAAGAGGCGCUGCCGGGGGCCGGGGGGCCGCGGGCACUGUCGCCACGGCGGCUGCUGGAGCUGGUAGCGCCAGUGCUGGAUUUGGGGGCGCUGCGCCUGGCGUCGCCCUCACCCCGCGUGCCCGACACCCUGCUCAAGCUGGACGAGCAGGGGCUGAGCCUGCAGCGCAAGGUGGGGGUGCUGUACUGCCGGGCCGGGCAGGGCUCGGAGGAGCAGAUGUACGGGAACGAGGAGGCCGCGCCGCCCUUCCGCGAGUUCCUGGCGCUGCUGGGGAAGGUGGUCGCCCUGCGCGGCUUCACCAAGUACCGCGCCCAGCUGGACACCCAGACCGACUCCACGGGCACACACUCGCUGUACACGACCUACCAGGACUACGAGAUCAUGUUCCACGUCUCCACCAUGCUGCCCUACACCCCCAACAACCCCCAGCAGCUGCUGCGGAAGCGUCACAUCGGCAACGACAUCGUGACCAUCGUGUUCCAGGAGCCGGGGGCACUGCCCUUCACGCCCCGCGCCGUCCGCUCACACUUCCAGCACGUCUUCAUCGUCGUGCGGGUGCACAAGCCCUGCACCCCCCACACCAGCUACAGCGUGGCGGUGACCCACAGCGAGGACAUCCCCCCCUUCGGCCCCCCGCUGCCACCCUCGGGCACCCGCCUCCCGCACACGCCGGCCCUGCGCGCCUUCCUGCUGGCCAAGGCCAUCAACGCCGAGAACGCGGCCGAGCGCGCCGGGCGCUUCCACGCGCUGGCAGCUCGCACCCGAGCCCAGUAUCUGCAGGACCUGGCGCGGGCUCACGCUACCACGGCCGGCCUGGAAGCAGCCGCCUCGGCCCGCCGCGGCCCCCGGCUCAUGCCCCGGCGCCGGGGCGCCGAGGCCGGGGGCCACCCUGAUGCCCUCCUGGGGGCCUUGACAUGGCGAGUGCGAGCCGGGGACCCCGAGGCUGGCGGCCCUGAGCGACCGUGCCGCCUGGGGGUGUCGGCUGAGCGGCUGGUGCUGGUGGGCACCGAGGGGGUGCUGUUCCACUGCUCCUGUCACGACGUGCUGGCCUGGGCCUUCACCGGCGAGGCCACGCUGGACCUGUACUACGGGCCCGGGCGCUACCUGCGCCUCCACCUGCCCCCCGCGCGCCCUCAGGACGCCCGUGCCAUCGUGCGGCGGCUCCAGGCCGUGUCACGGGGCUGUGAGGCGCGGGAGCUGGCGCUGCUGCGGGGGCCCCUGGGUGCGCUGGGCUUCGAGACGGAUGCCGAGGGGGUGGUGACGGCCGUGGAGCGCUUCACCUUUGCGGCCCAGGUGGGGCUGGCGCCCGGCACCCGCCUGCUGCGGCUGUGCCAGCGCGGCCUGGCAGGCCUCAGCCCCCCCCAGCGCCGCCGCCUGCUCCGCAAUGCCCCCAAGGUCUGCGUCACUGUCCUACCCCCCGACGACAACGGCCGGCCCCGCCGGAGUUACUCGGAGCUGUGUGUCCUGGCCCAGCAGGAGAAGCGGCACAGCCAGCCCCUGCCCCCCGUGCCCCCCGACGAGGCCCGGCCGGGGCCAGGGGGUCGGGGGUCGGGGGGCGCAGCGCUGCAGCUUCUGCGGGUGCUGUCCCUGCAGGAGGGACCCCCCCACCGCCUGGCUGAGGAGCGCACUGAGUUCCCCCGCAGCUGCAGCGCCCCCCUCGGUGCCCCCACGCCCCCCAGCAGUGACGAGGAGGGCCCCGUGCUGCCCGACCCCACGCCCGACCUGCUGCUGGGCACGGACCCCCCAGGGGACCCUGCAACAACACCCCCCAGAGACGGCUCCUUCACUCCUCCUCCUGCCCCCCCAGUCCUUUCGGAGGCGGGCGAGGAGGAGGAGUGGGAGGCCGUGACCACCGUCUGUAGCAGCAUCCUGGAGACUCUGGCCAGGGAGGGGCAGCAUGUGCCGGAGCUAUGGGAGCCCCCCGCAAGCGGCAAUCAGAGGGUCCCUGAGGAAGAGGCCCAGGCGCUGUCGGAGAAAGUGUUGUACCUGGAGUCACAGGUGCGGAAGAUGCAGGAGGCGCUGCAGCAGGAGCAGGCAGCGAAGGCGGCCCUCCAGGCAGAGAUCCAGACCCUGCGCCAGAUUCGCCCGGAGCUGGGGGAUGCCCCCCCUAGGGUCCCCCAAGCCCCCUCCUAGGUGGGGGGGGUCAGCCUGCCCCCCCACACAUGGUCUACCCCCCCCUUAGUGCAUCCUACUGUUGACAGGGGGCUGGGGAGGCACCUCCAAUUCAGGGCCCUCCCCCCAGGGGACACAUGCUUGCACUUGCACGUGUGCCCCCACCCCGUCCUUGCACACACAUGCACGCUCCAGCUGGGAACCUCGCAUGCAGCCCAGCUCACGGGGAUGGGCCUCGCACAGGGCACGUGCCCCCCCUUACUGUGACAUGGAAGCUGUGAGUACCCCGUCCCCCAUGUCUCUGUCCCUCCAUUGCCCCCCCAAUAAACCCACCUCAGUUGUC
Molecule: messenger RNA, 3753 nt
Organism: Alligator mississippiensis (American alligator)
Lineage: Eukaryota; Metazoa; Chordata; Crocodylia; Alligatoridae
Gene: SIPA1
Product: signal-induced proliferation-associated 1
Exons: 16
Coding region: 774-3431 (885 amino acids)
Biological process (GO): epithelial cell morphogenesis; establishment of epithelial cell polarity; activation of GTPase activity
Cellular component (GO): cytoplasm; plasma membrane; Golgi apparatus
Molecular function (GO): GTPase activator activity; protein binding
Source: RefSeq, a predicted model, not a curated record